AUCGCCGACUUUGUCACGAACCCCCGUUUCGACGACCCUACGUACCUCACGACGCUUGCCAUCGGGCUCGCUGCCGUCUUUGUGACCAUGUCGUGGUUCUCUCGCGCCGGCGGCAGCUGGGGCGGGCGCUUCUCGCCUUUUGGGCGUCCCAGCCAGAACCCCAGCUCGGGCGUCGUCAACGACUCGGAUUUCUCGUACAUCACCAACGAAGACCUGCGGAAGAACAACGGGACGGCGCCCGAGAUUGUCGACUGGGACGACAAGAACCCGGAGCGCGAGACGGACGUCGUGGUCUUCAAGGAGAAGAGGACACAUUACCCGACCCACUUCCCCGCGCACAGCAUCCGCGACGGAAACCUCAAGGUCGGCACUAUCAGACAGGCGGCGGCCAAGAAGCUCAACGUCGACGACGCCCGCCGCGUGCGCAUGUUCCACAAGGGCCGCAACCUCAAAUUCGACGAGCGCACCGCGCGCGAAGAAGGCCUCCGCGGCGACGGCACCGGCAGCGAGAUCCUCGUCACCGUCGGCGAAGCACCCGCCGGCGGCCUGGCGCCAGGCGCCGACGAACCCGCGCCGCAAUGGAGCGACAACGAAGUCUCGGACUCGGACGACGCGGACUCGGGCGCCAACACCUCAGGCAAGAAGAAGUCCCGCAAGCGCGGCGGCCGCAAGGGCAAGAAGAAGGGCCCCCUCCCCGCCUCCGGCUCCUCCACCCCAGGCUACUCCUCCGCGGCCCCGACGAACCCCGAAUUCCUCCCCAUCCCCUCGCACAUCGGCGCCCCGCGCCCCUCGUCCGCGCCGCCCACACCCAAACCCGCCACCGCCCCGCAGUCCGCGGCCCAGAAACUCGCCGCCAUCGCGUCGAAAUUCCACACCGAGUUCGUGCCGCUGUGCGUGCAGUUCAUGAGCUCGCCGCCCGCGGACAAGGCGAAGCGCGACUUCGAGUACAAGAAGCUCAGCGAGACGAUUCUGACGCAGAUUAUUUUCAAGCUGGAUGGGGUCGAGACGGAGGGCGAUGCGGAGGCGAGGGCGCAGAGGAAGGCGUUGGUGAAGGAGGUGCAGGGGAUGUUGGGGAAGCUGGAUGAGGCGGGGAAGCAGGCGAAUAUGUAG
Molecule: messenger RNA, 1110 nt
Organism: Boeremia exigua
Lineage: Eukaryota; Fungi; Ascomycota; Dothideomycetes; Pleosporales; Didymellaceae
Product: BAG domain-containing protein
Exons: 1
Molecular function (GO): protein-folding chaperone binding
Source: RefSeq, a predicted model, not a curated record